AUGGUCGACAUAAAGGGUGGCGACUUCGCAAUGCAACCGGCCCCCCAACAAUCGCUCGGCCUCGAAGCCUCAGCCAUUCGAAAUGGGAGCUGUUCCUAUUGCGAGACGAUGUACAAGAACCUUCAGUACUUGGAGAGUUACCUGCGGAGUAAUACCGCAAAGAACUCUUGCAACAGUUGUGCGACUUGUCUCUCGUUCCUCCUUUACAUGAAGCAGCAAAGCGUGACGCAGCCGAGGCUCGACCAAUAUAUCGCCGGGGAGCACGGUUCGCCGCAGCCGAACAAACUGCCUUCGGAUGUGAAUACCGAUUGUUAUGCGAUGCAGCAAACGGUUACUUACCAUCCGAGUAAAAGUGCUGCCUUGGGAGUGGCGCCGUCUGCCACAAAAAAACCGCGUCUGAAAAACAGUGGGAGCGUGGCUAAAACCAAGUCGUUCCUGAAACCUAAGCUGACGGAGAUGACACCAUCAAGGCUGUCCAAAUCGCAAUCUGGGGUGACAGCAAAGAAACAUCUUACAUUAGAUGGGAAAAAGGCGAGAAAGCUGCGGAACGUGGACGGGAAGACUUCUCACAAGACCACGACCGGGUUGAGCGCGGAUGCGGUGCCGAAACCAACCUCCAUGAUGAGCAAAUAUUCAGCGGGAAACAGAAGAAAACGCGCGAAAAUGCCAUCCACGAAGUCAUCGCUCAGCAAGGAUUCCACCGUGAAGUCGACUAAGCAGAAGAAAAGCCGCGCGCCGAGAAAGAAGGUUAAGAUUUCGAAGGUUUAG
This is a messenger RNA of Hermetia illucens (black soldier fly), 768 nucleotides long. RefSeq lists its product as uncharacterized. The record is from RefSeq and is a predicted model, not a curated record. Bases 1 to 768 code for a protein of 255 amino acids. The transcript has a single exon. Lineage: Eukaryota; Metazoa; Arthropoda; Insecta; Diptera; Stratiomyidae.